UGGUCAUACUUACGAUGCUUUGACAUAAUUAAUGUUUCAUUAACCAUGAUGGCAACACAGACAUUAAGUAUAGACAACUAUCAAGAUGGACAACAGAUGCAAGUAGUAACAGAGUUAAAAACUGAACAAGAUCCCAACUGCUCCGAAACUGAUGCAGAAGGGGUGAGUCCUGCCCCUGUAGAAUCUCAAACUCCAAUGGAUGCAGACAAGCAGGCCAUUUACAGGCACCCACUAUUUCCCUUGUUAGCACUAUUAUUUGAAAAAUGUGAACAAUCUACGCAAGGCUCAGAAGGCACAACUUCUGCUAGUUUUGAUGUAGAUAUUGAAAAUUUUGUAAGGAAGCAGGAGAAAGAAGGAAAACCAUUUUUCUGUGAAGAUCCAGAAACUGAUAAUUUGAUGGUAAAAGCAAUCCAAGUUCUGCGUAUCCAUCUGCUUGAGCUAGAAAAGGUUAAUGAACUCUGCAAGGAUUUCUGUAGUCGUUACAUUGCCUGCCUGAAGACAAAAAUGAACAGUGAAACUCUAUUAAGUGGAGAGCCUGGAAGUCCUUAUUCCCCUGUGCAAUCCCAGCAAAUUCCAAGUGCCAUUGCAGGCACACUCAGUCCCCAAGGGAUUAUGGUGCCAGCAUCAGCAUUGCAGCAGGGAAAUGUAACUAUGGCAACAGUAGCAGGGGGGACAGUGUAUCAGCCCGUCACUGUGGUCACUCCACAAGGUCAAGUGGUGACACAAGCACUGUCACCUGGGACUAUUCGCAUUCAGAACUCUCAG
Mesitornis unicolor (brown roatelo) is the source of this 765-nucleotide messenger RNA. RefSeq names its product homeobox protein PKNOX1. The transcript is spliced from 6 exons. The annotation marks the transcript as partial. Lineage: Eukaryota; Metazoa; Chordata; Aves; Mesitornithiformes; Mesitornithidae. The record is from RefSeq and is a predicted model, not a curated record.